AUGCUUGUCGUGUGUCAUCGCCUUUGGACUAUCUUCUGUCUAUUAUAUUUUCCUUUUAAUGUUUUGUGUGAGCGUAGGUUUUUUCGUGUGUGUGUGUAUGACUAUUUUGUAGCUAAUAAAGGGUUAAACAUUGAUGUGAGUUUUGGAGGUAGCCUUCCUAUAGGCCAAUUGGCCGUUGGAUCGUCGUCCGGCGAUUUAUUGGAGGUAUCUCGUCCGGUUCCUUACAUUGAUAUUCGUCCUAACGAGUUAGAGAGUGUUAACCGUUUUGCUGAGAUAGCUCUUGAGAACGAGGCGAUUAAUCCAGUGAUGCACGAUGAAUAUUAUCGUGUUCUUGGUGAUUUGGGUGAACUGAGCCCUGAGGAGAUGUUAUCCGACCUGAUAGCACAGACCAAUACAUUGGAGGCUCUCAAGGCUGAGCUUGGUGCUGAGGAGCGUAUCGCACGUUUAGAGUUAUCUGGUCACACCGUAACUCCCCAAAUAUCGUUACCUGUAUCGUACCCUGUUUCUGUGAACCCUAACACGGCAUCUAACUAUCUUUGA
Babesia sp. Xinjiang is the source of this 540-nucleotide messenger RNA. RefSeq lists its product as uncharacterized. NCBI's taxonomy places the organism in Eukaryota, Apicomplexa, Aconoidasida, Piroplasmida, Babesiidae. The transcript has 5 exons. The record is from RefSeq and is a predicted model, not a curated record. Bases 1 to 540 code for a protein of 179 amino acids.